Pocillopora damicornis (cauliflower coral) is the source of this 3762-nucleotide messenger RNA. RefSeq names its product ABC-type oligopeptide transporter ABCB9. Gene Ontology annotation, biological process: transmembrane transport. Lineage: Eukaryota; Metazoa; Cnidaria; Anthozoa; Scleractinia; Pocilloporidae. Gene Ontology annotation, molecular function: ATP binding; ATP hydrolysis activity; ABC-type oligopeptide transporter activity. The record is from RefSeq and is a predicted model, not a curated record. Gene Ontology annotation, cellular component: membrane.
UGAUUUUUUUGCCGGGAGUAAGUAAGAUUACGUAUCAACAACGUUGUUAACACUCAACAGAGACGUUCGUGAAGUGAAUUUUUCAACAAACUUUGCCAAACCAAGUUUAAUCACUUUGUUCACCUGCACCUGUUUAUGAAAAAUUAUGGCGAAUUGCUCGCGUGGACAUGUGUUGACCAAAGUGCUCUUUUCCUGCUUUUUGGGAGCAGUUAUGGACGCCUUAAUAUCUGGUGUGUUGCUAAUUCAUGGAAAGUACUUUUCUAGUUUUAAUACCCAUUCGCAAAUGGAAGAAUUCAAAUUUUGUUCAUCGGUUUUUGAUUUGUGGGUUUUGUCUUUGGUACGCUGUUGUACUUUACUUGGUGCCGUCUUUGGAGUACUGUUUUCUAAACGCAAAAUGGAAGCAGUUUCUAGAAUAACUGCAUUUAAGAAACCUUGGCUUUAUUACAGUGUUGGAGUUGUUGUCUUCGUUGUAACCAAAUUCCUUGUGAGCACGGAAUGUAACUUGGACAGAACAUCGAAGAUUUGGUUUUUGUCAUUCCUGGGAUGGACUGUAGUUGGCACAGUGAUUACAAAUGGUCUGUGGCAUUUCCUCUCUAAAAUCAAAAUUACGGCCUUAUCUUCAGAACAAGAAACUGGUUCGAUACAAGGAAGAGAGGGUCUCCUCACUUUUCACGACUUUCAAGAUUCAGAAGAGAGUGGCACCAAUGGGAAGAAAAACAAUAUUUCUGCUUGGAGACUGAUGUCUUAUUGCAAGCCAGACAUCCCCUACAUUUCUUUUGCAUCUGUUUUCCUCUUACUUGCAGCAACUGGUGAAAUAUUCAUUCCAUAUUAUACAGGACAGGUCAUAGAUGCCAUUGCCAUCGAUAAGGACAAGACCAAGUUUAUGAAUGCUAUUCUCAUUAUGACCCUCAUAUCACUUGGCACAGCAAUUUCGGCAGGCUUGCGUGGUGGGCUGUUCAACUUGAUUGCAGCAAGAUUUACCAGGAGAAUCAAUAAUGUUUUAUUUGGUUCUAUUGUGACACAAGAAAUUGGAUUCUUUGAUAGUACAAAGACAGGAGAUAUUGUCUCACGUCUGAGCUCAGACACUACAAAGAUGUCCGAUCAAGUUGGAUUAAACAUCAAUGUGUUUCUGCGUAACUGUGUCCAGUCCAUUGGUACAUGUGUUUUUAUGUUCAAACUCUCUUGGAAGUUAACUACUGUAACUCUGGUUGGCUUGCCCUUGGUUGCAUUUAUCUCAGACAUUUAUGGAGACUACUACAAGAAGUUGGCAACAGAAGUUCAAGAAGAAACUGCGAAGGCAAAUGAAAUUGCAGCAGAAGUUGUAUCUUCUAUGAAGACUGUUCGCAGUUUUGCAAAUGAAGAUGGUGAAUAUGAGCAAUAUAGGAACAAACAAGAUGCAAUAUAUAAACUUAAAGUCAAGGAGUCUUAUUUGUAUGGAGGAUAUCGAUGGUGCACUGAAAUCCUUUCCCUUGCCAUCGACGUCAUUGUUCUACUCUAUGGAGGUCAUUUAGUAAUGAAGGGAGAACUGAGUGGUGGAUAUUUAGUAUCUUUCAUUUUGUAUCUACUUCAGCUUAGCUUUUAUAUAGAUGAAGUAGGAGAGAUAUAUACAGGUCUUAUGGAGGCUGUUGGUGCCUCUCAGAAAGUAUUUGAACUCAUUGACCGAGAACCCAAAAUUCAGAACAGUGGCAUUGUGACUCCUAAUGAAGUUUCAGGUGAAAUUGAAUUUCAGAAUGUUUCCUUUGCAUACCCCACAAGACCAGAUAUUACAGUCUUGGAUAGUGUGUCGUUUAGCGUCAAACCAGGUGAAGUGAUUGCUUUAGUUGGUCCUAGUGGCGGUGGAAAGAGCACCUGCAUCAGUCUUCUAGAACACUUUUAUGAGCCAACUUCAGGUGAAGUUUUGAUUGAUUCAAUCCCAGUGAAGAAUUUUGACCACAAAUAUUUGCACAACAAAGUGGCUCUGGUAGGUCAGGAACCUGUACUGUUUGCUAGGUCAGUCAAGGAAAACAUUACAUAUGGUCUUGGUAAUGAUGUUGAGAUUGACCAAAGCUUAGUUGAAAAUGUGUCCAAACUUUCCAAUGCACAUGCUUUUAUCAAUGAUUUGCCAGAGGGAUAUGAUACAGAAACUGGUGAAAAGGGCUUGCAGUUAUCGGGUGGUCAAAAGCAAAGAGUUGCUAUUGCUAGAGCAUUAGCUCGUAAUCCUCGAAUCCUCUUGCUGGAUGAAGCUACAAGUGCUUUAGAUGCAGAAAGUGAGCAUCUUGUCCAGGAUGCAAUUUACAAGAAUUUGACUGGCCACACAGUAUUGAUAGUGGCCCAUCGUUUGAGUACUAUCGAGAAAGCUGACAAAAUUGUUGUUAUUGACCAGGGUCAAGUUAUUGCUCAAGGAAAGCAUGAAGAGCUAGUCCACCAAAAUGGACUCUACGCAAAGCUUGUGAGCCGCCAAAUGUUAGGGCUUGAAAGAAGGAAUUCUUCAACUGAUGAUACACUGCAUGUUGGGUUCAAACAUGUAGAUCAGAAUGAUUCAGAGAGCCGUAAUGGAAGCAGUUCCUCCUAUUCUUCUAGUCCACACUUCUCAGCUUUGUCUAGAAAGUGACCUUGUGAGCCUGUAAAGGGACUUCAGCAACAUUUAUUUUGGGUUAACUUUCAAAUUUAACUCGGAAGAUCUGCUCAUUAAUUAUCUCCACUUGCCACUACAAAUUUCUUGGUCCAUAACUUACAAGAAUUUGGUGUUAGAUCAAGAUAACAACCUCUAAGUAAUAAUUUUGAGUAUUCUCAUUACCUGUCUUCUGGAUGAUGCAUGGAUAUUAUAGGGAGAAGUUACAUAUUAAAAGGGAAGAGUUUGAAAGGAAGGAAACCUUAAAAUUAUAAAUUUGGUUUGUCAGGAUAGAUAUUGGUAAUGGCAUAAAUUUGUUGAAAGAUGUGUCAAUGAGUCCUGACAGCAUUUUUAAAUGCACGCAAGUCAGAUUUUGUGAGUUGCAAUAUUGAAUAGAGAGCAUGAAAAGUUAAGUAGCAUUUUAUUUUUAUCAAAUGCAGUUUGCAGAAAGUGUUUAUAUGGUGAAUCAAUUUGCUUUGAAAGAUUCAGAUUGAGUGUUUAGUAUGAGUUUCGAGUCUCUUUUGAGGAAUAUUGUAUAGAAAUUGAACACUCAUUCUGACAUGUUAUAAUCAACACCCUCUGCAUCUUAGAAUUUAUUUUAAUCAACUGUAUCUUAAAUUUCACACAGAUAAACUCACACUUACCUGUACUCUGACCCACAAAAUGAUUACACAGAGUUGUUGAAACAUUAUACAAUUUUUUCAUGAUUGAAUAUCAUUUGGUUGUUUGCAGAAAACCUCCUUUUUUAAAAGCAAAAAUAAUGGUUGAAUGGGAAGAAGAUCAAAAUGAAUUACCUAUGAUGACAGGAAUUACACAGGCUAAUUUUUGAAGAUGUAUAGGCUAUAACAGGCUCCUGUAAUGGUUAUAAUGGUGAUGAAAAUUACCUUCCCAUAACAUCUUGUGGUGCAUGUUGACACGCCAACCUGAGAAAUGAACAUCUGUCAACAAUAUUUUUGAUAAAAAAUCACUUAAACAUUUUGCAGAGAGGAACAAAGCCAUAAUUUUGAAAGCCAUCUGCAGUUUAAUUGUAAUUGCUUAAUCAAUAUAUGUUAAAGAAUGUUAUUUUAACUAUUUUGUGAGUUUAAGAUGUGACUCUUAGUCCACUGUUACAGUUUAAAUAAGUUAUAUAUUUUAAAGUUCUGUGACAAGAAUAAAGUUUGCCUCAGUCCCCA